Pocillopora verrucosa is the source of this 1276-nucleotide messenger RNA. NCBI's taxonomy places the organism in Eukaryota, Metazoa, Cnidaria, Anthozoa, Scleractinia, Pocilloporidae. The record is from RefSeq and is a predicted model, not a curated record.
ACGAGCCUGUUACAGUCUUAGGGGAGUUCAGGCGAAGGUUACAGCGAGGGCGAAUGCUUGACCUUCAAAAUUACUCUGAACUGUGUGAGGGAAAGACCACGGAGAUAUUUGUCUCUCGUUACCGCCUCUUCGAUGAUGCUAUGGAAGAGAUAUUGAGGGAUGAUCCGCCAGCGAUUGAUUUCAGUGUACCUUUAGAGGUGAUCUUCACCGGCGAGGGCGCUCAAGAUUAUGGUGGUCCAAGGCGGGAAUUUUUGGGCAUGGUGAUGCGCGAAAUACGUGACAAGCUCUUCAAGGAAGAAAGAGAAGGCUACAUCAUUUUUGAGAAAAAAGAAGCACUAGACAGGAAAUAUUAUUAUGGAGCUGGCCUCUUUUUUGGUUUCAGUUUGUUGCAAGGUGGUCCUUUGCCUACUUUCCUUGCUGAAGACCAGCUUCAGCGAAUCUUCAAAAAAGAUGAUUUGACUAAUCUGGGGGAAGCAGAAACCCAAUUUCGGGUAGGACUCGAGAGAUUCGGACUCGUUGAGCUCCUUCAUGGGAAACCGAGUCUUUCAUUCCUCUUCCGAAAGACAGCAGUGCUGCCUAUGACAUACCCCAAACUGGUGAAACUGCUGGACCCUAUUUUUUCCGACGAAGCGACCAACCAAAGGCAGCGGAAAGAGCGAACAUACACACUGUUCCUGAAUUUACUUGAAAGAGCUGGAAGAGGGGUAGAUGGCAAUAUAUCUCUCCAUAGCAUUUUAAAGUUCGUCACUGGAUGCGAGAACGAGCCUGUUCUGGGUUUCCAAAUGAAGCCCACUAUUUGUUUUGAUACGAAUAUGCCAUCUUGCCUUCCUAUGGGCAACACUUGUAUUAGCAGGCCGACUUUGCCGAUAGGUGAGAAUGUAUCAAUGACCAAGGAAGAAGUGUUCUCUUUCUUUGACUACGCUUUCGAAAAUGAUUACUUUGGCCUUCUCUAAGUGAAACUACUGAUUUCUGAUUGAUUCUCUUUGACAAGGUGUUUUUUAAUUUAUAAGUUGAAUUUAGUUUACAGCAGCAUUGUUGAGGCGAAAAUUCGUGUUCAUUACACAAACUUUAAAAGUCUAGUUAAAAAAAAGAGCGUUAGUUUAGGCUGUACACCAAAGGGUCAGUUGGUGCAACUCAUACAAGCAAUAUUGUGUAUAUGUUUGUGUUUGCCCUUUAUUGAAUUCUGAUUAUGAUGAAGAUUUUAAUAGCGUGGAAAUGGGCCUGAGAUGAACGAAAUGAAAAUACAUUGAAAAGAACAAAGUUUAUGUGUUAAUGU